Molecule: messenger RNA, 5282 nt
Organism: Hypanus sabinus (Atlantic stingray)
Lineage: Eukaryota; Metazoa; Chordata; Chondrichthyes; Myliobatiformes; Dasyatidae
Gene: kcnh8
Product: potassium voltage-gated channel, subfamily H (eag-related), member 8
Exons: 16
Coding region: 964-4305 (1113 amino acids)
Biological process (GO): regulation of membrane potential; potassium ion transmembrane transport
Cellular component (GO): membrane
Molecular function (GO): voltage-gated potassium channel activity
Source: RefSeq, a predicted model, not a curated record
UUUGUUGUUUUGUGACAGUACAGUGCAAAGGCAUAAAUCACUAUAAACUACAAAAUAAACAGUGAAAGGUGAAAAUGAAUAGCGCGGUUGUGUUCAUGGACCGUUCGGGCCGAUGGCGGACGGCAAGAAUCUCUGACUGUCUAAACGAAGCUUCAUCACAGCUCGGGGAUAGGAUCACAAUAAAUGAUCAAUAAAGUAAACAACUUAUUUGUCAAAUACUCGAGCUGAUGAAAAUGUUUGUCUCUACAUACUCCGCGGUUUAAUUAACAAAUUUCCAUGAUUAAUGAGAAGGCUCGAGCUCUCACCUCUUUACAAGGUUAAUGACCCCAGGACGUCUCCGACGUUGUUACUGCAAGAAUCAACUUUUGCUGCACAAUCACUUGCGGUUUUCUCCAUACACACGGAGCACUAAAUUAGUUGUUCCAAACUCUCCUGUGCUGCACGAUCAGAGAAAAUACAUUUAUCAGACAAGAGUUUAUUAACCAGUACAUAGAUCAUUCACAUGACUCGCUUCUUGCUAAAUAUGGACAAGUUUUUAAAUCUUAUUGGUGUCGGAACAGACUUGAAAAUGAUAUGCCUUUUAUUUUCAAUGUCCUCCUCUAGUAUUCUGCCGGAAUAUUUGUCUCAAUUGUGCUAUUAUCCCUCCUUGUUUCUUUCGCUCGCGUUGCCCCCUGCCCGCAACGCCCGAUCCCGUGCAGGUCUCUUGCCGCUCGGUGGCUGAAAGUCGCUGCUUCCCCUUCCUACCUUCAGCUCUUGUAUGCGUCAACGUGACUGAAAGGCGCUGCCCCCCACCCCCCCACGUCUCCUCCUCAAACCCGGCUCUCCCGCUCCCUCUCUCACUGCGAAUGGGAGGCUCUUUCUGCAAGUCGGAGUUGGGCUUUCCCCCCGUCCAUCUCUGACUCGCUCCGGCCAUUCAAUACUGCCGCACAACUUUGAUGGGGAAUUUCACACAGCUUCGGGAAAAUGCCUGUUAUGAAAGGAUUAUUAGCGCCACAAAACACCUUCUUGGAUACCAUAGCAACACGGUUUGAUGGGACACAUAGUAAUUUUAUCCUCGCAAAUGCUCAAGUGGCAAAGGGGUUCCCUAUAGUUUACUGCUCAGAUGGCUUCUGUGAACUCACUGGAUUUGCCCGCACUGAAGUUAUGCAGAAAAGUUGCAGCUGCAAGUUUUUAUAUGGUGCUGAAACAAAUGAGCAGAUAAUUCUUCAGAUCGACAAAGGUUUGGAUGAAAAGACAGAAUUCAAGGGAGACAUCAUGUUUUACAAGAAAAAUGGGAAUUCAUUCUGGUGCCUACUUGACGUUGUACCAAUUAAAAAUGAGAAAGGAGAUGUAGUUCUUUUUUUGGCAUCCUUCAAAGACAUAACUGUUACCAAAGUGAAAAUUGCCCCGGAGGAUAAAAAGGAAGAAAAAUACAAGGGACGAGGGAAAGCAGGAACACACUUCAGUUCAGCUCGUAGGCGCAGCCGGGCAGUUCUUUAUCACAUCUCUGGCCAUCUACAAAAGCGAGAAAAGAACAAAUUGAAAAUUAAUAAUAAUGUGUUCAGAAACAAACCAGCUCUACCAGAAUACAAGGUUGCAGAUGCAAAAAAGUCAAAAUUCAUCCUUUUGCACUACAGCACUUCUAAAGCAUUGUGGGACUGGCUAAUAUUAUUAGCAACGUUUUAUGUUGCUGUGACUGUGCCGUAUAAUGUCUGUUUUAUUGGAAAUGAUGAGAACUUGCCUUCAGCAAGAAGCACAACAGUUAGUGACAUUGCAGUGGAAAUUCUGUUCAUCAUAGAUAUUGUUUUGAACUUUCGAACAACGUAUGUCAGCAAGUCUGGUCAAGUUAUAUUUGAAGCUCGAUGUAUUUGUAUUCAUUACGUAACAACAUGGUUUAUCAUCGAUUUAGUUGCUGCACUUCCUUUUGAUCUUCUCUAUGCUUUCAAUGUGAAUGUGGUUUCAAUUGUUCACCUUCUAAAAACUGUGCGCCUGUUACGUCUGUUAAGACUACUGCAGAAGUUGGACCGAUAUUCUCAGCACAGCACAAUUGUUCUGACUCUGCUUAUGUCCAUGUUUGCAUUGUUGGCUCACUGGAUGGCAUGCAUCUGGUAUGUUAUUGGCAAAAUUGAAAUUGAGGGCAACGACCCACAUACGUGGGACAUUGGUUGGCUGCAUGAACUGGGCAAACGUCUCGAAACUCCAUACUAUGACAAUAAUACAAUGGGAGGACCUGGAAUCAGAAGUGCCUAUAUUGCUGCCCUUUACUUCACCCUCAGCAGCUUGACCAGUGUGGGAUUUGGAAAUGUUUCUGCCAACACUGAAGCAGAGAAGAUCUUUUCCAUCUGCACAAUGCUGAUAGGAGCAUUGAUGCAUGCAUUAGUCUUUGGAAAUGUAACUGCUAUCAUUCAGCGCAUGUACUCUAGGUGGUCUCUGUAUCACCACAGAAUUAAAGACUUAAAGGACUUCAUCCGGGUUCACCACCUACCGAAGCAACUGAAACAACGAAUGCUGGAAUAUUUCCAGACAACAUGGUCUGUCAAUAAUGGAAUUGAUGCUAAUGAGCUUUUGAAGGACUUUCCAGAUGAGCUGAGGUCAGACAUCACUAUGCAUUUGAACAAGGAAAUUCUGCAGCUAUCUCUGUUUGCCUCCGCCAGCCGUGGCUGUCUCAGGUCUCUCUCCCUGCAUAUCAAAACCUCUUUCUGUGCUCCAGGCGAGUAUCUCCUUCGGCAGGGAGAUGCACUGCAGGCAAUCUAUUUCGUCUGCUCAGGCUCCAUGGAAGUGCUUAAAGGUGCCAUGGUGCUGGCAAUACUGGGUAAAGGCGAUCUGAUUGGUGCAAAUCUUGCAGACAAAGAUCAGGUUAUUAAAACCAGUGCAGAUGUGAAAGCUCUAACCUACUGUGACCUGCAAUGUAUUAACCUGAAAGGCCUCUAUGAGGUGCUGGAGCUGUAUCCAGAAUAUUCCCAAAAAUUCAAAGAAGACAUUUAUAACAAUCUCACUUAUAACCUCAGAGAGGGUCAUGAAGGUGAUGGGGUUUCAAGGUUGUCCCACAAACCCUGCAUUAUGUCCCAGUCAGAGUCCAAUGGAAAUGGCGGUCUAAAACAGAAACUUGCUUCCAUUGUUGAAGAUGAAGAAGCGGUUGAAGAAGUUGAUGAGACUACCCCAUUAUCACACGUGUCUGCCAACUUUACAUCCCAUAAUCGAUCAUUAAAUUAUAACAAGACUAUGAAUGCAAGCAGGUCUCUUGGAGUUAAUCAGCCACUUAUCUCAGGCCCAAUACACUUCCGAUCUCCCAUCAGGGGCUGCAAUGUUAUGAUCAGAAGCAGGCAUGAUAAUGAGUUAAUUAAUGCCAAGAAUGGAAAAGAUAGAAGUCUGAAGCUGCAUCUCUCAACACUGAAUGCAUCUGCUUCUCCUGAUCUCAGUCCAAGAAUUGUUGAUGGCAUUGAAGAUGAGAAAAGCUCAAAAAUGAGCCAAAGGUUUGAAUUCUGCACUGAAAAUAUGGGACAAGAAUCGUUCAGACCUCCAACAGCAAGAGAUUUUGAUGAAGUUACUCCUGCAAUGCUGGUGGCCAAAGCUGAAGAGACAAAACAGCAGAUCAAUAGACUAAAUGAUGAGAUGAAUAACCUAACUCAAGAAGUGUCCCAGUUAGGCAAGGACCUACACAGUGUCAUGCAUCUCUUGGAAGGACUCUUGGCAGCACAAAACAACACACCUUUCUGGCCUGUUCAUGGUGCUCAGCUGACUUCCUCUUUGGACAACUUGAAAACAAGAAGAGAUUGGACAACACAUCAGCCUUGUUUUCACAUGCAGGAAGGAACAGCUUCUUGCACUGUAGCAAACCCAUCACAGAGCACAAACAAGCCAGCUAGGUGGUCUUUGGAUGCAGGUGACCAAUGUUGCAAUACUCAAGGAACUGGAAUAACUUCACAUAGAACAAUAGAAACUGAUCAUCAUCGCACCUUGUCUACACCAGCCCAUUCACACCAGUGCUACUCUCCCCAGGGUGAUCACCUGCCACCUGUAAGGUGUAUAUCUCCACAUUCUGAUGCCACGCUUACCCCUCUUCAGUCCAUUUCUGUUACCCUUUCAUCUUCAGCAAGUUCCUCUCCAGAAAGAUCCAACCCUUUGGUGUUUCCCUGUAAGUCGCAAGAGAGCAGCAUCUCCAACCUGGGUCUGGUCAGUUCAUCAGACCUUGGAAAUUCACCAGAAUCCUGGGAACUUGAGGAGAGGAUCGGGGUCUCAUUAUCAAAUGUGGCAACUUCCCCUGCUGAAGUUGUGACAGGAAUACACAAAUUUAAGAAUGACAGCGCCAUCGAUGUGCAAGAAUAAUGAUGAAUUGACCACGCACUGAAAAACAUGGCCUACAGCUGACAGUUAUAAUUAUAUUACUAGUGUAUCACUGCUUUAUUCUUCUGCAUUCUGCUGAUAUUGCAGAGGUAAUAACCACAGAAUAUAACUUCAGGGUAAUGCUGGAAAUUGAACUUUAUAUGAAAUAAACUGAUAAAAAUAUAACAGAUCACUUUUUACUGCCGAAACGGUGAGAGAACUGUUUUCAGGAGCAUGCUUAUAGAUCCAUAACUUUCUGAGCCUAAAGCUCACUUGCUUGCCUGGCCUGUGAACUCCUAGGGUGAUCCAAGACCCUUGCAGCCUAAGGACAGCUGGAAAUCAAGGGCAAAGGAAUACAAAAUGGCCUUUGUGGUGGAGGUAAUUCUUCCACAAAGCAAAGGGUUUUGUUUAAAACCGCUGUUCAAAUAUCCCAGAUGGAUAUGAAUUGGAUGGUUUACUCUGGGAGGUCGGCUGUCCUGCUGGUUCAUUUUUCUGCGCUGCUGAGGCACAGGGACAAUUAUCACUGCAUGCUGUCUCCUAGACAAUCAGUCAACUGCAGCUGGUAGCAGAAGGUUAGCUGCAGCACAUUGUAUCAUGUAAAUCAAUUUGAUCAAUUAUUUAUCAAAAAAUCACUAUUUUUAUACAUUUGGUAUGGAAACUGUAUUUAUGUCGACAGAUUUAUAAACGACAAACUUUUUGUGGCAAAGCUUGAAGCGAAACUCAAUACAUUACAGAAUUCCUAUUUAUGUUGUUAGCUCUGAAGUAAUUGGAGAAAAGGUUAUCCAUGCCACUGUAGUUAAAAAUAAGUAAGGUUAGACUAUUCAGAAUGGAUUGCAUGCUAUCAAAUAUGAGUGUAUCUGCAGUGAUCAAUUAUAAUAACUAAAAACUAAUUGAGAAUGAUACUUAUUUAUUAUUUAUAUUUCAAUAAAUCAUUGUAGGAAAUGUCAAAAAUCAAAACAUAUAAUCCCAGAAAUAGGUGC